Anoplopoma fimbria (sablefish) is the source of this 1572-nucleotide messenger RNA. Its product is annotated as homeobox protein engrailed-1-B-like. The transcript has 2 exons. Gene Ontology annotation, biological process: neuron differentiation; regulation of transcription by RNA polymerase II; multicellular organism development. Bases 266 to 1114 code for a protein of 282 amino acids. NCBI's taxonomy places the organism in Eukaryota, Metazoa, Chordata, Actinopteri, Perciformes, Anoplopomatidae. The record is from RefSeq and is a predicted model, not a curated record. Gene Ontology annotation, molecular function: RNA polymerase II cis-regulatory region sequence-specific DNA binding; DNA-binding transcription factor activity, RNA polymerase II-specific. Gene Ontology annotation, cellular component: nucleus.
UAUUACGCUGCACCGGAGAGAGGACGGGUCGUUCACGUGGAGCCGCUCGCUAUGCCAGGUCUCGGACGGGUUCAAGGAGACGACAUGUCGCUGUAGGUGAUAUUAAGAAGAAUAAAUAAUAAUAAUACAGGUAUUCGUUCGUUUCCUUCCAGCGUAGAGGCUCGUUUGUACAUGCUGUCCGUCUAAAUUGGAUACCGAAGGGGGCGGGAGCAACAAGUGGAGUUUGGCGCCGGAGAGGCCGAACAUUUCUCACCGUCGACCAGCUAUGGAGGAGCGGAAGGAGCCCAAUGGCAGCCGGGACUCGACCGAAGAGGAGAGCAUGUCUCUGUCGCCGAACCUCCCAUCCCCGCCCGUGAUUUUACCCCACCAGGCGGCCCAGCAGGCCCACCACCGCACCACGAACUUCUUCAUCGACAACAUCCUCCGGCCGGACUUCGGCUGCCGAAAGGAGCCGAGCUACCGAGACCGGAGCCAGACGCCGGGCAGGGAAAACGUCAACCCGCUCGGUGCGAGGCCGCCGCCGCCGCACACCGGCAGCCUCUGCCUGGACUCCAACUGCAGCAGCGACAGCGCCUCUUCGUCGCCCUCCUCCUCCUCUUCCUCCUCUUCUUCCUCCUCCUCGUCGUCGUCGUCCACGUCCUCGUCGCCCUCGUCCAAGCAGAAGUCGUCCAAACAGGGCGAAGCGGCGGGCAACGGGACCGGAGGCUCUCCGCCCAUCACGAAGGAAAGCCAGCCCAUGUUGUGGCCCGCGUGGGUUUACUGCACGCGCUACUCGGACCGGCCCUCAUCUGGCCCGAGGACACGCAAACUGAAAAAGAAGAAGAGCAGCCCCAAGGAGGACAAGCGGCCCCGGACCGCCUUCACGGCCGAGCAGCUGCAGAGACUGAAAACCGAGUUCCAGGCCAACCGGUACAUAACGGAGCAGCGGAGACAGUCCCUGGCCCAGGAGCUCAACCUCAACGAGUCCCAAAUCAAGAUCUGGUUCCAGAAUAAGAGGGCGAAGAUCAAAAAGGCCACCGGCUACAAGAACGGCCUGGCCCUGCAGCUCAUGGCCCAGGGACUGUACAACCACUCAACCACCACCGUGCAGGAGGAAAAGGAGGAGAGUGAUUAGAAAGGGCCCGGAUGUGGCCCAGCUGAGGGCCUCGAACCUGACUCUUUUGGGCUUUUGGAGAUAAUGAACAAACAAACAAACAAAAAAUGAACUGGAAGUGGAAGUGGAGGAGACGCUAUUUAAAAAAAAAAAACACACAGAUUUCUGUUAAUGGUGACAGUAUAUGGACAUAAUUAUAUAAAUGAACGAUCGUUAUUAAAGUUUAUAUAGCCAAAACAGUUAUCAUGUUGUAUACAGUAUAUUUAAUUUCACCUCUCACCCCGGACCCUUUCCGUCUGUCCUCAUUGUUUCUAGGAAGUCGAUCUGGCUCUAUAGGGUUUUUUUUUUCUUUUUUUUUGUGGUCCCCCAUGUCCCCCUCACAUUAGCGCCACGUUUUCCUUCAACACGUCGGUCCGCAAACUCAAAACAAGCCAAAGAUUUUAAUAUGUUCACUGUAGUCUGAAAUAAAGAGAGAGAGA